Pediculus humanus corporis (human body louse) is the source of this 2226-nucleotide messenger RNA. RefSeq names its product protein p60 precursor, putative. The transcript has 3 exons. Bases 1 to 2226 code for a protein of 741 amino acids. NCBI's taxonomy places the organism in Eukaryota, Metazoa, Arthropoda, Insecta, Psocodea, Pediculidae. The record is from RefSeq and is a predicted model, not a curated record.
AUGCGCGGGCCUAACGCUAAGGAUGAAGUGGUAGCAGAGUCAGGUGGAGAAGUGGUAGAAGAUUCCGAAGACGACGAAUGGAAUUAUUUUAAAGUUGAAUCUGGUGUUAGCGUACCGGUUGAAAACGUCACUACUAACAACAAAUCGAUUUCUGGCGUUGCUGAAGAUUUGUCAGAAGAAAAAAUAAGCAUGAAUUCACCAUUGAAUCCAGAUGCUGCCGAAUUCAUUCCCGUUUCUCCCAUGUCUGCUCCCGGGGAAAAAUAUUUAACCGAAACACCCGUGAAAAAUAUUCCCCACGAUUUGUCCGACAUAAUCGCGUCUUCGCCGAAUUGGUCGAACAUGGAAAGCGUCACGGUUCCGGAAGAAUCGACUUUUAUGAGGGAUAUCAAAAGCAGACCGAGUAAUUUAUUUGAAGAAGCUCAGUUGUCACCGAAUAACGCCUUUUCGAAUUUCAACGAAGACUCGAAUAAUCAAUCACCGAAUUAUCAAAUUCCCGAUUAUGCAUCACCGCCCGCGGAAAACGAUUCGCCUAAAGAACAAAGCGUUCCUGAAGAAGCGCGUGGAAUAUCGUUGGCAAACGAUAUGAUUAGCUCUUUUAUAGAUCCAUCGACGAUGAGUUCACCGAAUGAAAUGAUGGAACAACACGUCGAUGUAUCAAAUGUGGAAGUGAACGAAUCAGUGGUCGAAGAAAAGAAAAUACCUUUGAGCCAAGAAGUACCGCAGACGCAAGAUGUCGAGGCACCCGAAUCAAAAUUAUUACACACGGAAUCGCCGAAUUUAGUUUGUUAUAGUCCUACCAAAGAUGUACCCGAACCUGUUUCACCAAUUCCAUCGACUCUUAAAUCGCCCGAAGUUGACAGAUCAUUUUCUCCAGAAUCGGAACCUAUCACGGAACCCCUUGUUUCUCCCGUACCCCCUACUGAUGUCCACAAUUUAACACAAACGCAAUCAUUUGCACCCGUGGCGACCGAAGAUUUAUCGUCGCAACUUGAAAAAUCUAAUGAAAGCAACGAAAAAUCUUUGCCCGACAAUGAAAAAUAUUUAGCUGCAGAUAAGAAUGUAGAAUCUGCUCCUGUUGUUGCUGGCGUUGUAGCAGCGAGUGCCGCUGCUGCUGCUACUGUUGCUGCUACUGCUGCUGCUGUUACUGACUUAGUCAAUAAAAAUGAAGUAAAAGAUGAUAAUAAACCUUCGCAAAAAAGUGUUCCUGGUAGGCUUUCCACGAAAACAACAGCUUCGAAGCCUUCAGUUACUGGAACCAAAACCACUACUGCUAAAAAAUCAUUAGCUCCAACGCCACCAGUUAAAUCAUCGGCAACCGCAAAGACUGCUUCAGCUUCACCUAUGAAAACAGCAACAUCAAGAUUAUCAACCACUGCUAAAACAACUUCCAAAGUUUCAAGCACUCUGACUUCCAGUUUAAACAAAACACAAGUUCGUCCAAAAACGAGUACUGCGCCCCCGGCUUCAAAGUCAUCAUUGUCUUCAACUGCAACUGCUGCAAAAUCAUCCUCGGUAGCAGGAAAGACGGCACCAAAAGCUCCGACUUCAACGGUACCGGCAGCAAAACCAAAACCCAGGGUUUCAUCCGCUCCGCUCGUAAAAAGAACUGCUCCGGGUCUUAACGGCGAAACCAAAAGCACGACCACGAUAAAACGAACAGAAGUAACUUCGCAAACUAAAAAACCAAUAUCCGCAAACACUUUAACCACACCUUCACGACUAUCAUCAUCCACUCGUCCAUCCACGGCACCAACCAAACCCGGCGGAACGGCGAGAACAACUCUAACAAUGGUGACAACAACAACAACAUCAAGAACUCUUCCGGGAAAAUUGAAAACGGGUACGAGCACCGUGACAACGAGUACAGUUACCACAUCGAGCAGAUUAUCUUCUGCCACGAAAAAACCAGUACUCGGAUCGGAUAAGCAAGCAAAAGAAUUGGCAAAUAGAUUAACAUCAAAAUCAACGGUAUCGUCAGUCAAAACGAAUGGAGUCAUUCCGGGUAAAACAACCACAACCGCAACCACAUUAACAAAAACGAGAAAAUCUUUGACGAGCGGAGCGACGCCGUUGAAAACAAAAACGAAUAACAAGACUGAAAGCAAGGCUGAAAAAAUUGUCGAAAAAACAAUUGAAACGAUCGAAACCAUGAAAAACGAAAGCGAAAACCUUUUGAUAGAAAACAAUAAGGAUAUUAAUUUAAUUAACAGCAUUGCGAGCGAGUAA